GGGGUAAGUCAUUUGCAAGUACAACAGUUCUCUGUGCGCUCUCCAUUCAUUUCCUGAGAACUGCCUGAGCCGAGCAGCUGAGAGGCAGAAGGGGAGGGAGCCGCUCUCACACACUCUCUCUCUCACAAAUACACAGAGCCGCGGCGAGGAGAGGCAGAGGAGGAGAGGAGACAGAGAGGGCUGUAGGAAGAAAAACAGUCUCCCCGGCUCUGCAGCUUCUGACAAGGCCGCGUCGCAAACAGGAUGUUAAUGCUGGACGGAAUGCCUGCAGUCCGAGUCAAAUCCGAGCCCCUGGAAUCGGAACAAGGGUCACCCAAAGUGCGGCCUUUUUCUGCCAUGGAUAGAAUGCCUUUCUUCUUGAGCAGAGUGAAAGCUGAGCCUUCAGAGGAUCUCCUGGCACACGAGCUACACUUCCACACUCAGACUGAACCGGUGGAUCUGUCCAUAAACAAGCCUCGUCCAUCCUCUUCCACCUCCUCCUCCUCGCCCCUCAGGUCGGCCUUCUCUCCCUCAUCUUCAUCAUCCUCCUCCUCCCCGUCAGUCAUCACCUCUGCCUCCUCGGUGCUCUCCCCGGGCCCGCUGGUCGCUCCUGGGUCUGGCGUCAGAGGUCAGCCGUAUUUGCACAUCCUGCACUCUGUGCCGCCUCCUCCGUCCAGCCCUCUGAGCCUGCAGGGAGCGGGGAAGCUGGCCAGCCAUGUUCACCGCAUCCCAGUUGUGGUGCAGUCGCUCCCGCUCAUGUACACCACUGCUGUUCGAUCACCCUCCAGCCUCAACAACGCCAUCAUGCUACCUCUGCUCGAUGAGGCCAAAAGCAAGGGCAAAGGACACUCGGAUCUCAAUGGUCUGUCGCCACGGCACAUCAAGAGUGACAGUGAAGACGACGACCUGCCAAACGUGACCUUGGACAGUGUUAAUGAGACGGGCUCCACUGCUCUGUCUAUAGCCCGCGCAGUGCAAGAUUCCAUGUCGCCGUUCAGUAUUGACAGCAUACGUCGACCUCGGAGAUCAGAGUCUCCCGAUUCCAAAAAGCGGAGGAUUCACAGAUGUGACUUUGACGGUUGCAAUAAAGUGUACACAAAAAGCUCUCAUCUAAAAGCCCACAGGAGGACGCAUACAGGGGAAAAGCCAUACAAAUGCACCUGGGACGGCUGCACGUGGAAGUUCGCGCGUUCCGACGAGCUGACGAGGCACUACAGGAAACACACGGGCGUCAAACCCUUCAAGUGUGCAGACUGUGAUCGCAGCUUCUCCCGCUCGGACCACCUCGCCCUGCACCGGAGGAGACAUAUGCUCGUGUGACACAAGAGGGCGACAGAGCAUGCUGGGACACUCGCUACAGAGAGAGAGAGGGCAUCAUCAGUGACACAGGCAGGCGGCCGGGGGAGCGGGAUCUCCCUGUGAAUGUUUUCAGCUGGCCUGGACACAGCCACAAACACAUACGAGGAAAGAGAAGAGGAUCAUGGCUGGAUCCUUGGAAGGAAACUUAUACUGUCAGUCGAUUAUAAUAAAAGAGAACUGUCUUUUACUGCACUGUUGGUAAAUAUUACAUUUAGAUUUUUAAUUCACAACUUUUAAUGGGACUAAAGAUACAAAUGCAAUCAAGAAACAUUUCAUUUGAUGUUUUCAUUCUUAUUGAUAAAUUGCUGCUUUUUCAGCAUUUUUAAUGUGAAAUACCCUGUUUUGUGGAAUGGAUUUCCUGUGUGUGCUCUGUUGAACCAGAGACAGGACCUGCCCUGGACCACAGGAAAUAACUGGGCUACAAGGUCUUGGUUGGAUUUACAGGCUUCAGUAUUGCGCCUUCUUGUCUUUUUAACCAGCAGAGGGAGCUCUUUCACCAUGCUUUCCUUUGCCUGUUCCAGCCUGCUGUUAUACAGUAUGUGAAGGCAUCUAUUACAAGCUAUAAGAGGGCUGGACUUUCACCUAUCCCGCAGCCAUAUAAUGGGAUUGGAGUUAAAAACACCUUAAAUGGAUCUGCAUCUCCACACUUUUGCCGUUUUGGACCUUCAUUGUUUGUUAAACAAUGAAAAGUGGCAUAUCAUCCCACCAGCAAAAACACCCCCCUCAUGAGCCCCCCAUCCUCAUUUAAGUUCAGCCUCUUUUAAACAUUUCCUUCACUUUGUGGAUUUUGUGCUGUGAUUAGCAAUCAGUAAAAGUGCAAUCUUCAAGGGUAAAUAUUCUCUCGAUAUGUUUCAUUUCAGUUACGUCGGACACAGAAAGAUAAUCCCUCUGAUACAGUGGACAUGGAAACAAUCACAGGACUUUGGGUGAGACUGAGGCACUUUACAGACUUCUGCUCUUGUGUUCCUCAGUGAAAUAUUGUAGUUUUGCACAACAGUACUGCAGUGUUAAAGGAGCUGUGUGGUAUCUAACUAAAACUAUACUGUAGAUGAGCAAUACAAUUUUAACAAAUAAAAACAAGGAAUUGAUGUCAAGAUAAGAGGGUUUGCCCCACUCUGGAAAACUGUUCACCUUGUUCUGUUUUUAGUUUUCAACUCCAGCACAAAGAACUUGCUUCAAGCACAUUAUCUUGUUAUAUAUCCUUUCAUUAUUUCUCCAUUACAAGUUUUUGAUAUACAGUGCUGUGCAAAUGUUGGUGAGGUUGUUAAUAAGAAAUCUCUGUAAGCUCUUUAAAUUCAGUUAAUCCAUUUUUUUACAUUUUUACGCUUCAGUUCAUAAACUUUGCUCUUUCAUUUCCAUUUCAUGAUUUUUGCACAGUACUGUAUGUGUUUAAUUAUGUUUUAGCAAACACAAGUAUUGGCAAACCAAAGUAUCACCACUUAGUAUUCUUCACGGCUUUUAUGGUGAUAUUAAAAGACAUUUCUAUAUUAAAUUAUUUUCUUCCCUGUAUGAAAGCUUCAGACAGAAGCCAGAGAGCAUCAGGGCAGCUCGCAUCAUCUGAUAGCACUCGCUAAAUGCAUUUCUUGGACUGGAGCCAACAAUAGAAUAUGACAAGCUUUUGGAUAAUAGCACCUUGGAAACGCCAAGAACACAGAGCACACAUGCACAGCACCCCCAGACUCAAACUCCACAUCCUCAAGGCCCACGACUAACAGCAUAUCACCUUAUUAGUUUUUAUGUUACAUUUUAACCCUGCUUCUCUGAGAGAAGAGAACUAUAUAAUCCUUAUUUCUGUGCACAUGUCAUUACCAUUAUGUUAUGUUGUUGGCAAAAGCAUAUCAGCACCUUUUUGUUUAAUAUAAUAAUUUAAAAUCUUUUUAUUUCAGAUUAAUUCACACAUAAUCAUCAUGGUAUAUUUUAUCUUCUUUAUAGUAUGAGAAUAUGAUUGUGGGGCACUUCGAUGAAUAUACAGUAAUGAUUUCUUUUAUGUAAAAAGUUUUCAAAUGUUGUAAUAUAUGUCAUAGUGAAGAGAAAAUUAUUACAAAGUUCUACAGCCUGUAUAUAUACUGGAGAAAUAGGGCUUUGGAUUUCUAGAACAUGUGUUUAUACAGGUCUUUUUCAGAGACUCUAAUUUAUCUGAUUUGAUUUACAUUAAAAUCUGGCUAAUGGUGUUCAUCAUGUACAAGACCAUAUGUGAUGUCCUGGUUUACGUUUGUGGUCAGCUGAUCAAAACUCUUUAUUUCUGAAGGCUGAAAGUGUUAAAUUAUUUAUCUAGCUCUGGUUUCCUUCUGUUGCUCAUGUUCUGAUAACACAUUUCAAAUUGUUAUUCUGGGCCCAUCACUGCGGACACCAUUAUGAUGUCAUAAGUCUCCGUCUUUGGGACGACACUGGAGACGUGCCUGGCGAGCGGGAUGGGUGUGCGGUUUGGGUUUGCAAAUGGAAAUAGCAAUAAACGCACAAUGUGGUGAGCGUUUUCUGUCACCAUGGUGUGAACGCAAACAACAAAACAAUUACUAAUGACCGUUUCGAUUAUAUUUUACUUUUAUCGGGCAAUAUCACAAAAGAACUGUCUCGUUUUUGCAUGAAUCAGUCAAAACGAGUCAAACCCAGAGUUUCCUUACGGCACGUUUAUGACAUCGUAAUAAGGUGGAGGUAGAACGAUGUACCUUGAACAUUAGCAAACGUGUAUUUCACCUACAAAGGUACUUGAUAAUUCCCUGCGAUGUGUCUUUGCUUUGACCUACGGAGUGAUCAAGAACACAUCACAAACUACUGUCAGUAUUGAGCGAUGCAUGCCUUAAAACAAACUUCAUUUCAGAAAGUCACUUAGACUUGAAGAUCUCCACACAGACAGGGUGUAUUGUAUUUCCCUUAGAACAUUCUCCUUUCAUUUUUAAAGCAUAAUUUUGUAACGGUAACCAGGGUCAAAGUUAUGCAAUAAUGAAUAAAUAGUGCCUCGUAUCACAGACUUGUACAAUGACUUUAUUAGCUUGGGUGCAGGAUUUUAAAACACGCUCAAAUUAACUAAAUAACUGAGUAACAUCUUCGGGAAAAGCACAGAUAUGCAAGUUGGACCUCUAUUUGUAUUUUUUCCUUUAGCACUGAGCCUUAUGCCGCUGCGUCUCGUGUUCUCCCAUCACAUCUCCACACUUCUGCCAUACAUCACUACUUUGUUUGCAAUAAGUCAAAACGUUACGGCUCAAAUUAGGUUUUCAUUCUGCAUUCUAAAAACUCUCGUGAGAAAUCCUGCUUGUCCUGCGAGUGGGAUUCCUGCUGUAGACUGAUGCCUUUGUCAGUAAUUACUAAUAUCAAUGAUUUGUUUUAUUUACUACAAUCUUGAUUUUUUCUGGUUUUAUGAAGAUUUUUCAGUAGUGACGCCAAUGCCUAUGUUAAAGUUUGCUGAUAUUGCGUACAGUAAUUGUUGUUCCUGUAUUUAUGUAAAGUGAGUGUAGUGUAAAUAUUCCAAUUUUUUUUUUCUUUUUUUUUCUUUUCAUUCUUUACCUUAACAAAAUUGUGAUUUCAAAAGGGAGAUUCUGCUUCAUGGAAUUCCACAUCUAUAAAAGUAAUUUCUAGUCCUGCAAUUUUUCAGAAGCUUUUUGAAAAGGUGUCCUAUUUUUUUUCUUCUUCUUCUCUUCUGUUUUUUUCCCUCAAAGUUGUUUAAGUAUCCAGUCAGUGUUUUUUGCCUUUUAUUCUCUGUAUUUUCAUAUGGAUGGAGCUGUGAAAUGAAAAAUAAGUUAAAAUAUACAUGUAUAUUAAUAUGAAUGGAGGCAUGAAGGUUAAUAAAGUUGCAUUUUGUAUGUAA
Messenger RNA from Periophthalmus magnuspinnatus, 5140 nucleotides. RefSeq names its product Kruppel-like factor 12b (gene klf12b). NCBI's taxonomy places the organism in Eukaryota, Metazoa, Chordata, Actinopteri, Gobiiformes, Gobiidae. Gene Ontology annotation, biological process: regulation of transcription by RNA polymerase II. The record is from RefSeq and is a predicted model, not a curated record. Gene Ontology annotation, molecular function: DNA-binding transcription factor activity, RNA polymerase II-specific; RNA polymerase II cis-regulatory region sequence-specific DNA binding. The coding region runs from base 244 to 1299 and encodes 351 amino acids. The transcript is spliced from 6 exons.